Molecule: messenger RNA, 1326 nt
Organism: Striga hermonthica
Lineage: Eukaryota; Viridiplantae; Streptophyta; Magnoliopsida; Lamiales; Orobanchaceae
Source: the annotation of a GenBank genome assembly
AUGAAGCGAGAAAAGCAGGACAGUGGAGUUGUAGCUCCCCUGCUCCCUGAAUUCCAUUCGGCUGUCGACAAGCAAUCGGGGGCAUCGAUCUCUGGCGCCGUAUUCAACAUCUCGACAGGGAUGGUGGGUGCCGGGAUCAUGUCGAUCCCGGCCACUUUCAAGGUCCUCGGCGUAUUUCCUAGCUUUCUUGUUAUUUUGGUUAUUGCUUAUUUUGUGGAGGUCACAGUGGAGUUCUUGCUUAAGUACACUCGCUCGGGGGAGUCAGAUACGUAUGGAGGGCUGAUGGAGGAGUCGUUCGGGAAGUUUGGGUCCAUCGGGCUUCAAGUCUGUGUUGUGAUUACAAACCUUGGGGCAUUGAUCAUUUAUCUGAUUAUAAUUGGAGAUGUUCUCUCGGGAAACGAGUCGGGAGGAACAGUACACUUGGGCAUUUUACAGGAAUGGUUCGGUAUCCGUUGGUGGAACUCACGUGCAUUCUCACUGCUAUUCAUUGUGCUCCUGAUCUUACUUCCGUUGCUACUUCUUCGGCGCAUGGACUCACUGAGGCAUGCCUCAGCUAUAUCGGUGUUUCUAGCUGCGUUUUUUGUUGCCAUAUGCUCGGUAAUGGCAAUACAUGCAAUGUGGGCAGGGAAGACACAGAGACCAAGAUUAUUUCCGCACUUUACAACUGACGUCUCAGCAUUUGAUCUCUUUACUACAAUUCCUAUUUUUGCUACUGCCUUUGGAUGCCAUGUCAAUAUUCAUCCCAUUAGAUCAGAGCUUGGCAGAGCCGCUGAUAUGAAGCCGGCCGUCCGAAUUUCUCUCGUGUUAUGUGUCGCAAUAUAUUUUGCUGUGGGCUUCUUUGGAUACCUUCUUUUUGGGGACUCAAUCAUGGCCGAUAUGCUGGUCAACUUUGACAAAACUUCAGAUUCUGUUGGUGUUAUUGUGAAUGAUACAGUGAGAUUGAGUUACGCCAUUCACCUCAUGCUGGUGUUCCCCGUGAUGAAUUACUCGUUGAGGGCGAACGUCGCCGAAUUAUUCUUUCCCAAGACGCCCCUAUUGGCUCGGGAAAAUAACAUGCGGUUUUUGUCUCUCACCUGUAUUUUGCUUGCAUUUAUCUACGUGGCAGCCAUAGCCAUCCCAGACAUAUGGAUCUUCUUUCAGUUUAUGGGGACAACCACGGUCAUGUGUCUCAUGUUCAUAUUUCCCAGCUCUAUUGUGCUCAGGGAUGUCCACGGCAUGUCAAACAGGCGGGAUAAGGUGUUUGCAGUGUUGGUGAUCUUUCUAGCAGUUGGGACAAGCCUCAUUGCAGUGUUCUCAAAUUUCUCCAACUUUCUUGUCAACAAAUGA